GCCAGAUUUGUCAAUAAGAAGCAUGAGGUUUUUUGUGUUAUAAAUUUGUAUUAACCGCUUUGCUUGUGACCGGCUAACCAGGUCCGGCUAGAUUUCCUAACAUUUACUACCGUCGAUAAGAUGGGAAGCUUCUUUGUUUAAAGGCGAUAUUGUGGAGGUUCAGCCAAACCUGUUCAACCUAGAUGAGAAAGAUGUUGUUUAAAAGGUCAAGUUUUGCUUAGAGGCAUAUUUUGAGAGCAUGGGAUUACCUUUCGCGUUACUGCUGCUGGUUGGGACAGCUACCUGUUCUAUCAAGUUCGACGCCCCCUUAGACUACAACCUAUUUUUCUGGCAAGGAUUCAACUCCUUACAAUACAACUUGGACAUUCGUAUCCCACGUGACUCCCGCAGAUUUACGAUUGAGUUCUGCACUAAUGUGCUCUGUACCAUGGACAAAGUGCUUCACUUCAGGGCGCGGUUCGAUAAACAGCACGUGGCCAGGUCGCAUCGGCUGAAAGGAAAAUGGAGUUCGGAGCUGACAAGUGGAGUGAUGCCUUUUGAGAGAGGGGGCGAAUUCUCCAUGAAAAUUAUCACCGGGCAGUCUAGAUUUGAGAUCUACAUUGACGACGUAUUAUUCUGCCAGUAUAAUAGCGUUUUUCAUAGAGAAGCGCAAUAUGUUAUGAAGAUUUCUGGAAAAGUGGAGAUUACACAUUGGACUGAAUUUGUGGAUAAAUCAAUGACUUCAUUGAGAACGAAUAGCUCAAAAGUAGAAAAGAAAAAAGGGUGA
This is a messenger RNA of Physella acuta, 766 nucleotides long. Its product is annotated as galectin-7-like. The record is from RefSeq and is a predicted model, not a curated record. Lineage: Eukaryota; Metazoa; Mollusca; Gastropoda; Physidae. Gene Ontology annotation, molecular function: carbohydrate binding.